AUGCACCAAAUUGGAGUUAAGCAGGCAAAGGAGGGUCGGCUUAUCUCCAAGGCGGUGCUUCGGAAGUGCCGCGCUAAAAACCGGAGGCUGAUCCCGGGGAUCCUGGAUCAACUGGAGGAGGACACGAGCCAGAAGAACCAGUUUGUGCUGUACGGCCACUUGAUGGCUUACUUUGCCUCGAUUUAUGGUCACAGGUUAGGUGUUUUCCAAAACCUGACCAUAAAAGAGGUGGAGAAAGCCGUCAAGUCCGACAGCACAGGCUCCUACCUGAUAAACAUGAGUAUCUCGCUCCACAAGACCAACCAGGCCUUUGGUCCGGCGCAGCUCUCACUUACCAAGGAGGAGUACCACUGGUUCCGGAGGUUCCUGGCACUGCGAGAAGACCUGGUGGGCGGGCCAGAGGCUGUCUACUUUUUUUUCACCUCGACCUCCAACCCCUGUAAGAAUUUAAAUAACUACUUCCAGGGAGCUUGGGUGUCCAUGGGACUCCCCGGCAAGCCCACCUUCACUGACAUCCGCACCUCCAUCGCCACCCACGCGAGGAACGUGCACAACCCGGACAACCGGCAGAAAGUGGCAAAGUUUAUGUGCCACGACACCUCCAAUUUGAGUUCAAGGCAGGCCGUGGAGCAUCGCCGGUUGUUCGAGGAGGCGUUGAUGGGGGUGGAGGUGUCACCAUCUAAGCCGGCCGAGGAGGAGCAGCAGCCCACCAAGAGGCGGGCCAAGAGCAAGCACGGCGCGAAGGCCAAGCGGACAAAGAGGGCCGCCUCUCCGCCCGACUCCCCGCCUUCGACGAGCAGCUCGGAGGAGGAGCCCGUGACAUAUCAGGAGUCAGGGGUAUCUUCACUUGAGUCUCCCUCGAGCUUGGAAGAGUACCCCACCCACCUUGAGCCCGAGAGCUCGGUGGCAGCCUCCUCCUCAAAGCCGUCGUCCCCUCGGCCGGCUGAGUCUCCGGAACACGCAGCCCAGGAACCGGCCACCUCCGAGCCAGCCGCAUCAGAGCCCGCCGCCUCAGAGCCCGCCGCCUCAGAGCCCGCCGCCUCAGAGCCCGCCACGUCCGAGCCGACAGCCUCCGAGCCGACAGCCCCCGAGCCGGCAGCACGGCCUAAAAGACCUGUCAGGACCACCAGGAAGAAACCCAUGGUGGUCCUGUCACCUCUGAAGGUGUCGCUGGCGAAGGGGUCGCCGAAAAUGGUACCCUGCCCAUUUUGCCCAAAGGAUCUAUCCAACAUGAGGCAGCACCUUAGGAUCACGCAUGGCGUUGCCAAUCUCCGGGAAAGGCAGCUGUGGGUUCGCUUUUCCCGGAGAAAGGUCACCCAGCCUUUAUGCCCGUGCCCGUUGUGUGGUGGUCCCCUAAAGCACAUACGGCCACACUUCGCUAAUUCCCACCGGGAUCUGUCGGCCAGGAAGCUCAGGCGAACUGUCCGGCGGUUCCAGUGGGAUAUAACCAUGGAAAGGAUGCGUGACCUUGAGGCCAGCCACCCGGUGGUCCCCAUGGUGACCCUGUUUGACACCUACCAUAGGAAGACUCUGACGAAGAACAAAUUCCUUCAGCCCCUUCGUCCUCCAUCACGUCUGCGCGCUCCUUCACGCCUGCACCCCCCACCACCCCUUCACACCCCUUCACAUCCCAUCAUCACCCCUUCGAGCCCAGGCGCAAGUGCAGUCAUGGAGGAGAUCGCAGAGGGGCUGAAGGAAUUUGUCCAGUGCAUGGGUGAGUCUGACGUCACCGGCUUUGCUCUCGGCUCGUUUACGUCAUUGUUCUUAAAACGGAAACGUACAAUGUACAUUGUUUUUCCUCGUUUCAUUUCAGGCAGUCCUGUCGAGCAGUCAGAGGGCGGCCCGCUCUUCGGUCAUCCGGACAGCGACCCUUCCCAUCUGCCGAGCGAGUGGAGCGUCGAUGACUUUCUCCGUAGGUCUUUACCGUUUGCUCUGAUGCAGAAAUCAAAUGUUUGUUGUUUUUAUUUCAUUACAGUGAGCCUAGACCGGCACAACGCCAGCUACGCCGGGGCGGGGGUCGUGCAGGUUUUUGACGAAGAGCGGGCCGCCCAGGCACCCAUUAUGAGUGGAUUCCUUCGGAUGCUAGAAGAAAACUCAAUGGAUCCUCUCCAGUGGGGGGAGAUGGACCUAGGGCCACGUUCACCUACGCUGGAGAGGAUAUAA
This is a messenger RNA of Misgurnus anguillicaudatus (oriental weatherfish), 2163 nucleotides long. NCBI's taxonomy places the organism in Eukaryota, Metazoa, Chordata, Actinopteri, Cypriniformes, Cobitidae. The record is from RefSeq and is a predicted model, not a curated record.